This is a messenger RNA of Drosophila busckii, 1409 nucleotides long. It is a transcript of the gene Rrp45, whose product is annotated as exosome complex component rrp45. Bases 58 to 1302 code for a protein of 414 amino acids. Lineage: Eukaryota; Metazoa; Arthropoda; Insecta; Diptera; Drosophilidae. Gene Ontology annotation, biological process: U4 snRNA 3'-end processing; exonucleolytic trimming to generate mature 3'-end of 5.8S rRNA from tricistronic rRNA transcript (SSU-rRNA, 5.8S rRNA, LSU-rRNA); nuclear polyadenylation-dependent rRNA catabolic process. Gene Ontology annotation, cellular component: cytoplasmic exosome (RNase complex); nuclear exosome (RNase complex). The transcript is spliced from 4 exons. The record is from RefSeq and is a predicted model, not a curated record.
UCGUUGGUGCACGUUUUUAAACGCCGGCGUGAAUUAAAUGCUAAAUUAUUUAAGAAAAUGUUUAUGAAUUCGAAUUUUUUUGAGCCGGGCAAGUCUAAGCCAGAGCGCACCUUCAUACAGACAGCCGUAAAGCAACACACUCGCUUCGAUGGACGUAAGUCGACCGAGUUUCGUGAUGUUCAACUUAACUUUGGCUCUGAUUGGGGAACGGUGGCCGUUUCAAUGGGCGACACCAAAGUGCUGGCACAGGUGAGCUGUGACAUUGGAAUGCCAACAAGUGCACGACCAAAUGAAGGCACACUGUUCCUCAACGUAGACAUCAAGGGCGUAUCAUUUCUGGAUGAAGUGCAGACAACACACGACCAGCGCUCUCUAACACUCAAUUCGUUGCUGGAGCGCACAUUCCGUAGCUCACGUUGCCUGGAUUUGGAAUCACUAUGCAUUGCGGUGGAACAAUACGUGUGGUGUGUGCGCGUAGACAUCAAUGUGCUCAACCAUGAUGGCAAUCUGUACGAUGCCAGCACAAUUGCGGCAAUGACAGCGCUCAUGCAUUUCCGUAGACCCGAGGUGUCCUACAUUGAUGGUAAACUGCACACAUAUAGCGAACGUGAGCGGGAGUUAAUGCCGCUGCUAUUCCUACACUAUCCCGUUAGUUGUACGUAUUGCGUCUAUAAGAGCAGCAAUUACCCCUUGGUAGAUCCCACGUUGCUUGAAGAGAAUGCUGCCGACUCUGUCAUAGUGCUCAGUUUCAAUUCGUAUCAGGAACUGUGUACGUUGAAUGCUGGCGGUAGUGCACCCACUAAUGUACGCACCAUCAUGCAAUGUGCACGAGGUGCGGCCAAGCGAUCCAAGGAUCUAGUGCAGUUUAUACGCAAGGCAUUGGAGUUAGAUGAGCAGCGACGGCAAGUGCCCCAGCAAGCGGUGGGCUUGCUGGAUCUCUUAAGCAAUAAAGCGCCGCGGUUCAGCUUUAAGCAGCUUCUUGCUGAGGAUGCUAUGGAAACGGAUGUGGUAGAACAAGAAAUAAACGCCGAGCCAAUGGAAAAUACGCUAGAAGAAGCAACUGAAGCAGCAAACAAACCUGCCCCACAGCAAACAGACACAGUUAAAGCUGUAGAUGAUGAGGAAUGGCUGCCACAGGCAGAGGAGCAACCCAUGGAGACUGAGGCAGCGCCUACGCCUGGAAAGUCAGCCAAGUUAAAGCCUAAUCGCAAUAAGGGUAAAGCCAAGGGAAAGAAACAACAAGCAACGCCAAGAAAACAAGCUCAAAGCGAUUCAGAGGAGGAAGUCACGCAAAUCAUUUAAUAGAAGCACUGUCUGUAUCGAGUUAUUUUACUAUAAAUUGCUAAUAACGAUUACUGUUAAGCGCAAAACCGUAUACUAAGUUAUCCUUAAAAUAAUAGAGACUACUC